AUGGAUUCUCUCUUGACAGAAGAAUUGCAUCACAUACCCCUUGAAAUAAGCAAGCUUCAAGUCGAAUCAAAUCUCCUUUCGGUUUCACCAAAUGGGCUUGUUUUUAUUGCCCGUGGAAACGACCUGAUCGUUUUUAGUACCAGUGACUACAACCAAGCCAGUUCAUCAUAUGCGCAACGCAAAGAUAAACCUCUGGUCAAUUUCAAGCCCACUCUGUGUAUUACUCUUCGCCAUCGUAUUACUUGGCUCAGUGUGAACUGUUCUGGCAGUCUCCUUCUUCUUGCCUACGGUUCAUCCAUCCAACUGCUCAACAUUCAACGGCUGUCUGCUCACUCUCCCCACGGUCUUCUCGGGAACGUUUUGGACAUCCCAAAAGCGGAAGGAGCCAUCCGGGAAAUGGCAUGGAAUCCUGCCGACAAGCACCGAUUUGCCCUUGUUACGACUGCUGGUUCUGUUUUCAUGUACUUGGCAGACCCGUCGCAGGAGCCUCACAUAAAUUUAAUAGGAUGUCUACCUACUUCGGUCCAAGUUCAAUGCACUCUGACUGAUAUUGGCAAGUAUGGUGAGCAGAUUGAUCUCUAUCAUAAUGGGGAGGAAAAUCUCACAUUUGAUAAUGGAGAGGAGUGGGAUACUAUAAUUGUGGAGUUAGAUUUUGUCACUGUUAAUAUACAGAUCUUUCUUUCCGAUCUUGUAGUUUCAUGGAGUCCUAAGGGCAAGCAGCUAGCAUUGACCGGUAUCGGCACUCUUUCGGAGUCAACACCAAAGUCUGCGGCGAUGAACUCCACUUCUAUUGUCCAGGUGGACCACGACCUUAAGGUCAAGCGGAUCAUUCCUAUCAAUGCACUCCUUAAUGAGCAUCUCAAGGACCUCACUGAACCCCGACCAAUCAGCAUUCUGUGGACCUCUUCAUAUUGCUUUCUCCUGGGCGUAAUGGACGCCAAAUCGGGUAAAGAAAUGCGCCUCGUCUUCAUAACUGUUCUGCCAAAGUCAGAAGCACGGUUAGGAAAACUCCCCGAUUUCACGAGUUUUGGCAUUGGCCAUUGUCGCUACCUAAUGUGUCUUGUGCCCAAUUCGAUUACACUGGCGACAGUGACGUGGUCACCUGACGCAGAAGAAUGCUACCUCCUUGACAUUCCCUCCAUCACAGCGUCAAAUGAAAGCCCACCUGUGGACAGUCUCCCAAAGCUGAUUAAAACGCUUCCACUUCCUACUGACAGCUAUCCCGUCGCAAUGCAUGUCGGCGCUCUGACAGAUUCUCCUGAUCCAUUGCCUCUCAUAAUUGGCUUGUUGGCGAAUGGAGCUGUAUUUGCGUUCAAAAUAUUUCCUCCGAAGAGUAUCCAGGCUGAAGACGGCUCGGCACCUAGUUUGGCUGCCAUCACUUCUGCGCUCAGUGAUGUCAGGCCCGCCAAUACAGGAGAGAAUUCAACUGUGGAACCACCUUCACCCACUCAGCCUAUAAUAGAGGCGGCCAAUCAAUUUUGGAAGGCUCUGAGAUUACAAGCGGAGACGUCUGCGAAUGCCUGGAACCACCUCCAUUCCGUAUUUGAAGGAAAUUCAUUGAAUCUUCAGCAGAAGAGCGAUGCGAAUGUGGUGAGGCGAGGUGUAUGGGACAUUGAACGAAGCCUUAACAACAUGGACGAUUUUUUGCGCGUUGUGGAGGAGAUCACUGGAGAGCUCCGGAAAGCCUCUCAACUCUCCGUGAAUGAGCAGACAACUUCUGCGGACUUUUUGGAUCGUCUGAAUGGCGAUGUUGAAGCUUUUCACCACCGCAUUAGUGAUAACAAUCGGGUCAUAGCUGCCGCGGGAUUAGAUCCUGGAGCUGCUGCUAUGCUAGCUUCGCUGAAGCGAAAAUCUCGAGCUGCUGAAAGCUUUUUAGCUGAACUUGAGGACCAAGUGGAGAGUCUUUCCGCCCAGUUGGACGCUCGGAACGAGCGCACCAAUUGCUUGGUGGGUAGGAAUAGGAGUAAAUCUGGCUUUUCCAUGGGUGAUGUUGGAAGCCCGAUGGAAAAGAUUCAAGCGACCAUGGCCACGAACGCGCGUCUCAUAAAGUGUGAACGCUAUCGACUAGAACUUAUAUCUCGCAUGGCCGGAAUAUCCAUUUCCGACUGUUCCUCCAACAAUUCGAAAAAUACUUCUACGGCUCCUUCGUUAGGUGGUUCUGCUGUUAGUGUGGAUCGGGAACAGAGGGAUGCUCGGAUAUAUCGUAUGCUAUGUGCUAAGGACAUGUGCAUGACAAAGACAAGAGUAGCGAAAAGUUCUGGGCUGGAACGACUUCCAAUUGCCAAGGCGCCGUCGACGGUCGCGGAAGUGUUGGAAUUAAUGCGGAAGGAGAGGGAGAGGGAGGAGUCUCAAUUAAUAAAGUCGACACCUAAAUCAGUUUGUAGGACACCGCUGAAAGCAGUAGGAGCCUCGAGUCCUCCCAAAGCCGCGUCACAGAUGAAUUUGCCUGGUCAACAGAAAAAUCUUGAAAUUUCGAAACUCCUUGCUUCUGCCGCCUCAGUGCCACCUGUGAUGUUGGCAAAUGGACAUCCCAAUUCAAGAGGCAGUGGAUUUAGUUUCGCCAUAGCCACGGAGAAUGUUCGUACGUCAACUCCUGUUCAUAAGACCAUCGAUAAAUUGCAGCCCCUGAAAGGUGAUGCUGUGUUUGUACCAUCCUCUCAAAAGCCGCCCUCGUCUGGAGUGACUUCUUUGUCGAAAGCACCUAUAUUUGUUCCUUCUACGUCGAAGUCUCUCACUCUGCCCACUCGUGCAACUCCUAUGGCUGCACCCACGACGAAGGUGUUUGGAGCUCCAAUGAGUGAUUCGGGUGGCGAAAAUUUCAAGCCACUUUCUCCACGACUUCCAUCCCCAACAACUGUUACAGAUGCAGCUUCGACUGGCGCAUUUGCUGUUACUGUGUCUCGAAAAUCGCCUUCUUUCAUACCAACUUCCGUCCAAUCUACUGCUCAAAGUUAG
Molecule: messenger RNA, 2955 nt
Organism: Hydatigera taeniaeformis
Lineage: Eukaryota; Metazoa; Platyhelminthes; Cestoda; Cyclophyllidea; Taeniidae
Source: the annotation of a GenBank genome assembly